AAAAGACGCACAUUAAUGAUAAACUCAGUCACGUGGGAUGCUUUUCCCCCAUGUCCGAAUUACGUGUACGUACGCAUGCGUGCCACGAAUAUCGUCUGUUAUGUUAGGGUUAAAGAAGUGGAUUGCUAUCUGACAUCAUGACUGUUUCAUUAAAUAAACAUCGAGAAAAAGACAAUUCCAUUUGUAACAUAAAGGAAAAGAGGACUUAUCCAAUCAUUCAUCCCACUUCUGAUGCUCCAUUAUGUUCAAGUUGUGAACAAUUAGAAUUGCCUUUUUUUGAUCCUAGUUGCCCAGGAUGUAUGGAAAUCCUUAAAAAUCAGAACACUUCAAUAAGUCAGAUAUUUGCCAUAAUUCGACAAUGGAUGCCACAAACCCAACAAAAUAUUCAAGUUCUUGUAAAUGAGAUAUUAAAACGUGGUGCUCAUGUGGAUGAUAGAGAUGGCUUAACUGACAUGACAAUCUUGCAAUAUGCUUGUAAAGCUGGAGCAAUUGGUGUUGGUGAUGCUUACAUGGCAACAGAAACAGUUAAGAUGAUGUUAGAUAAAGGAGCAGAUACACGGCUGAAGUGUAGAUGGACUGAUAUGACUGCUCUCCAUUAUGCUGUUUAUUUUGAUGUUGUACCAGUCUUGGAAGUUCUCCUAGAAACUGAUAAAAACAUAGAGAAAUGAAGGAUAUGUGAUAAG
Molecule: messenger RNA, 683 nt
Organism: Centruroides sculpturatus (bark scorpion)
Lineage: Eukaryota; Metazoa; Arthropoda; Arachnida; Scorpiones; Buthidae
Product: CAP-Gly domain-containing linker protein 3-like
Exons: 4
Coding region: 138-668 (176 amino acids)
Molecular function (GO): protein binding
Source: RefSeq, a predicted model, not a curated record